AUGACAUCCCUGCCACAACUGCGCUUCCUCCUUCUUUCCUUGCUUCUGCUGAUCUCUUCUUGCAACGCUGGUGCCGCCGACGACGACAAGUGCGCCGCCAGCAAAUCGUACCAAUGUCCAUACUUGACGGAAGUCUGCGGCAACAACCAGACUGUCUUUGUGAGUGACUGUUUGGAAGACUGUCAAGGAUAUCGCAAUACAGAUUCCACAAACGAAGUGUGCUUUGACCGUCGCUUGUUGAGUGCCACGGCCAAUCCGGAUCCCAGUUACUUGUGGCGAGACAUUCUCGGGAUUCUGGUUUGGUUUGCAGCUGCUGGAGUGGCGACCGCGUGUGGCGUGGGAGGGGGUGGGAUCUAUGUGCCAUUGGGAAUCUUGCUAUUGCAAUUUGCUCCCAAGCCGUCAUCGGGCUUGAGUCAAGCGUCCAUCUUUGGAGCCAGCUUGGGAGGAUUGCUGCUCAAUUCCAGGAAUCAGCAUCCUUACACCACUCAAGUGCAAGUCCACGCGAGUAAUAAGACUGAUGAUGAGGACGGAGAGAAAGAUUCCAAACCAGCAGCUCGGAUCAAAUCCAUUCCUACGUCCACCGAGAACAACAACAAUGACGACAACCGAGACUGCUCCACCUCUACACAGUGCUAUACCCGUCCACUGAUUGACUUUGACAUGGCACUCUUCUUGGCACCCAUGGAAAUGGCGGGGGCCGUCUUGGGUGUGCUCAUUCAAAAGAUAUUGCCCAAUUGGCUGUAUCUUACUCUAGCUGCCAUCAUUCUCGGCUUUACAGCAUAUAAAACCUAUCGGAAGUUCUUUGAUAUGCGCAAAGCCGAAAAGCUGCUAGUGGCAAAAGAACAGGGAGCAGCAGAUGCAACAUUAAAGGAUGCCGAAAAGACAGAAGACAGUCACAUUAAUGACGAGCAGCCUACCAGUCCACCACCAGAAGAACCAACCACAAACGGAAACCACGCAACGGAUGACAACGACCAGUCUGCAGACCAACCUCACCAAGACAAAGAACGCCAAACCCAAGACAAUGGUGCCGAAAACAAUAAUACAUCAUCCACAACAUCAACAUCAACAGCAACAGCAGCAACAGUCAAUCUCGAACGUUGUCAAUACUGGUUGGAACAGGAUCAACGGCAAUUCCCAGUCGACAAAUUACUAGGCCUCCUCAUUCUGUGGAUUGGACUUGUCUUACUCACAUUCUUCAAAGGUGGAAAAGGGGUCGACUCGCUCAUUGGCAUCGAUUGUACUUCCCCUUGGUAUGCCACUCUCAUUGCCAUACAAUUCGCAUGGACGCUUGGAUUUGCCGCAUUCUAUGGGUACAAACUACAACGUGCCACCCAAGACAAGAUCGCUUGUGGGUAUCACUUUCAUCCCAACGAUGUCCUCUGGGAUUUGGCCAAGAUUCGAUUCUAUUCCUUUUUCACCUUUAUAGCGGGGAUUGUGGCGGGUCUCAUUGGCAUUGGCGGUGGGAUGGUACUGGGACCGCUCAUGUUGGUCAUGGGCAUUCACCCACGGGUGUCUUCAGCCACCACAGCAACGAUGAUUGUACUGACCAGUAGCAGCGUGGCUGUCUUGUUUGUCACUGCGGGGUUGGUGCCCUGGGAGUAUGCCCUGACCUUCUUUUGUGUAUGCUUUUUGGGUGCCUGCGUUGGCAAGACGGUCAUUGAUGGAUACGUGAAGCGGACUAACCGAGCCAGUUUGCUGAUCUUUUUGUUGGCCACCAUCAUUGCCUUGGCUACGGUGGGGUGUAUGGUGAUUGUGCUGACUCGCUUGGCGCAGGCAGAUUGGUGCUUUGCGGGGUUCAACAAAUUCUGCAGCAUUGCCACGGACGAGGACGAGGACGAGGUUGUGUGUACCGGAGAGCGUUUGCUGGCCUUUGUCACGCCGACCAAAGCCAGUUCGUAG
Messenger RNA from Seminavis robusta, 1902 nucleotides. The record is from the annotation of a GenBank genome assembly. NCBI's taxonomy places the organism in Eukaryota, Bacillariophyta, Bacillariophyceae, Naviculales, Naviculaceae.